This is a messenger RNA of Apis mellifera (honey bee), 6704 nucleotides long. Its product is annotated as DNA-directed RNA polymerase III subunit RPC1. Gene Ontology annotation, cellular component: plasma membrane. The transcript is spliced from 30 exons. NCBI's taxonomy places the organism in Eukaryota, Metazoa, Arthropoda, Insecta, Hymenoptera, Apidae. Gene Ontology annotation, molecular function: DNA binding; metallopeptidase activity; DNA-directed RNA polymerase activity. The record is from RefSeq and is a predicted model, not a curated record. Gene Ontology annotation, biological process: DNA-templated transcription; proteolysis. The coding region runs from base 601 to 6636 and encodes 2011 amino acids.
AAUUCGAAGAAUAUUACGCAUUUCCAAUCGUUUUAUGACAUUGUUAUCGCGAAAUUGGAUAAUAACGAGGAAAAAUUCUAAAGGAACAACAAAUGUAUUCGGUAACGAAUCGAAUGAAAAUUGUAAAUAAUGUAUUAUUCGGUGGAUUUUUUUUCUUUUAACAAAACUUCAAUCCCAAGACUCUAGCAUAAAGAUAACGAAGAGUUAAAUUCAAACUCUCGAGAUCUGUGUAUUAUCAGUUUUAAUAUACUGUAAAUAUCAAAGACAAAAAAAAAAAAGGACGAAAGGAUAUUUUACGAUUCUCAUGUUCAAAUGCAAGAUGAUAAAUUCAUCGAUUCAUCAAUCAUGAUCCGGCACGAAUAUGUUGUAAACGUUGUUCCUACUGGAGAAAACAUUAAAGGGUGGGGGCAAUGCAUAAAAGUUAGACAUAUCUUAUGAUUCGACAUCACUCGAUGAAUGUUCACCGGACAGUAGGCAGGUUUUGUUACGCGAGGGAACGGUAUUCGCCUAGACUCGUGAAAGUUGCUCCUUGACCGAUUGUGGUAGUUGGUCAACUGUUUUAUUAAUUCGUCGAACUUCAGCGUCGAACAUCGAAAGGAAAUGUUACGCUCACUGUUGGUGGCGUUAUUUAUAUCAUUAAUAUGGGGAAUAUCAACAUCUCAGGAUACGAAUAAGACUGACAACCUGAUAGAAGCUAAAGAAUUUCUAAAUAAACUCGACAAACAAUAUGCGGAAUGGAACAAUAAGCUAACGAUCGCUGAAUGGAAAUAUGCAUCGAAUUUGACUAAAGAUAAUUUAGAAGAAAAAUUGAACGUAUCUUCAAAAGCGGCACAGUACUUUAAAUCCGCAUGGCAGGAAGUGAACCAAUUCCCGUGGAAGGAUAUUAAGGAUGAACGCAUCCAGAGACAAUUUUCGAAACUUAGCGUUCUAGGUUAUGCAGCACUUCCUGAAAAUCUUUAUCAAGAAUAUGAGAAAAUUAUAAGUGAAAUGGAAAACAUUUAUAGCACUGCCAAAAUUUGCGAUUACCAUAAUCGAACAAAAUGCGACCUCGCUUUAGAACCGGAAUUAACGGAUCUUUUGAAAAAGAGCCGCGAUCCUGAAGAACUGAAAUACAUUUGGACUGAAUGGAGAAAUGCCAGUGGUAAAAAAGUGAAAUUUUUGUUCAUGAGAUACGUUGAAUUAAGUAACAUGGCUGCCAGGUUAAAUAAUUAUUCCGAUAACGCGGCUUAUUGGCUGAAAGAUUACGAGGCUGAUGAUUUCCCUGAACAAAUCGAGACACUCUGGCAACAAUUGAAACCACUUUAUUUACAAUUGCACGCUUAUGUUCGUCGCGAACUUCGAAAAAAGUACGGUGAAAAUAUCGUUUCGAAAGACGGUCCCAUCCCGGCACAUUUGUUAGGUAAUAUGUGGGCGCAAACUUGGAGCAACAUCGCAAAUUUUACUACUCCGUAUCCAGGAAAACAAAUGCCAGACGUCACCGAUGCUAUGAUAAAUCAAGGAUACAAUGCGACAACUAUUUUCCGUGUUGCCGAAGAUUUUUUCACUUCGAUCAAUCUCACCGCAAUGCCGGAUCUUUUCUGGGAACGAUCAAUAUUAGAAAAGCCAAAGGAUCGCGAACUAAUCUGUCACGCUAGCGCCUGGGAUUUCUACGAUGGCAAAGACUUUAGAAUUAAACAGUGCACUGAAGUCACGAUGGAACACUUGUUAACCGCACAUCACGAAAUGGGUCACGUGGAAUAUUAUCUACAAUAUAAAAAUCAACCCACUUUUUUCAAAGAAGGCGCGAAUCCUGGAUUCCAUGAAGCAGUUGGUGACGUUAUAGCACUUAGCGCAUCUACACCGAGCCACUUAAAAACCAUUAAAUUAUUGGAUGAUGAUUCGACUGAUGUGGAAGCUAAUAUUAAUCAUCUUUAUUUGAAAGGCCUUGAUAAAAUCGUCUUCUUACCAUUUGCAUAUGCGAUGGAAAAGUGGCGCUGGAGCGUAUUUCGUGGAGAAAUCACGCCAGAUGUUUACAAUUGUUUCUGGUGGGAUAUCGCUGAAGCUUUUCAAGGUAUUGAGCCACCAAUAACUCGAUCAGAAAAUGACUUCGAUCCUGGUGCGAAAUAUCAUAUAAUAGCAAAUGUGGAGUACAUUAGAUAUUAUGUCAGUUUUAUAAUACAAUUCCAAUUUCACAAAGCUCUUUGUAUAGAAGCAAAACAAUACGAUCCGCAGAAUUCAAAUUCAAAACCAUUACAUAAAUGUGAUAUUUAUAAUAAUACAGCAGCAGGAAACUUGUUAAAAUCAAUGUUGGAAUUGGGUUUUUCUAAACCUUGGCAAGAUGCAAUGGAAAAAAUCACUGGUCAAAGGAAUAUGGAUACUGCCGGAUUAUUGGAAUAUUUCAAACCAUUGACAGAUUGGCUUACAGAGGAAAAUAAAAAAACUAACGAAUAUAUUGGAUGGAAAUCUAAAUCAAAAGUGGCUUUUGAAUUACGUCCAAGCAUGGUAAAAGAACAAUUUAGAGAAACAGACGUAGCUCGUAAAAUUUCUCAUGUCUCAUUUGGAGUGGAUAGCCGCCACAAUAUGGAAAGACAAGCCCAUAUGCAUGUUGUGGCUAAAAAUUUAUAUAAUCAGGAUGUUGAACACACUCCAGUUCCAUAUGGAGUUCUUGAUAGAAGAAUGGGUACUUGUAAUAAUACUACCAAUUGUGCAUCAUGUGGUAAAACUUUAAAUGAAUGUAUUGGACAUUUUGGUUAUAUUGAUUUAGAAUUGCCAGUUUUUCAUGUUGGUUAUUUUAGAUCUAUUAUUGGUAUUCUUCAAACUAUUUGUAAAAAUUGUUCUCAUGUUAUGUUAUCUGAAAUAGAUAAAAAACAUUAUUUAACUAGAGUAUUAAAUCCUAAUUUGGGAUAUUUAACACGUAAAGCAUUACGUAAACAGAUUUUGGAUAAAGCUAAAAAAACAUCAGUUUGUCAAAAUUGUGGAGAUCUUAAUGGAACUGUCAAAAAGGCUGGUUUACUCAAAAUAGUUCAUGAAAAAUAUAAGGCGAAAAAAAAAGUAGAUGUUAUUGUUCAACAAAAGUUAGCAGAAUAUAAUAAUGUUCUUGAAGAAAAUAAAGCAUUAGAAGGAAUACUUCAAAGUGGAUUAGUUAAUGUGUUAAAUCCUUUAGAGGUACAAAGUAUUUUGGAAAAAAUUCCAGAAAAUGACAUUCCUCUAUUAAUGAUGAAUACAGAAUGUGCAUUACCAAAAGAUUUAAUAUUAACAAGGAUUCCUGUGCCACCAAUUUGUAUUAGACCUAGUGUUGUAUCUGAUAUCAAAGCUGGUACAACAGAAGAUCAUUUAACAAUGAAAUUAUCAGAAAUAGUUUUUAUCAAUGAUGUUAUUCAAAAACAUAGACAAAGUGGAGCUAAAGUACAAAUGUAUAGUGAAGAUUGGGAAUUUCUACAAUUACAUUGUGCUCUUUAUAUAAAUAGUGAAAUGUCUGGUAUACCUCUCAAUAUGCAACCAAAAAAAUCUGGAAGAGGAUUGGUUCAAAGAUUAAAAGGAAAACAAGGUCGUUUUCGUGGUAACUUAUCUGGUAAACGUGUAGAUUUUUCUAGUAGAACUGUUAUUUCACCAGAUCCUAAUCUUAGAAUUGAACAAGUUGGUGUACCUAUUCAUGUUGCCAAAAUUUUAACAUAUCCUGAAAAAGUUAAUCCAUCAAACAUAGAAUUAAUGCGAAAACUUGUAAGAAAUGGUCCAGAUAUACAUCCAGGAGCGAAUUUUAUACAACAAGGAAAAACGCAAUUCAAAAAAUAUUUAAGAUAUGGUAACCGUCAAAAAAUUGCUCAAGAUUUACAGUAUGGUGACAUUGUUGAAAGACAUCUGAGGGAUGAUGAUGUAGUAUUAUUCAAUAGGCAACCGUCAUUACAUAAAUUAAGCAUCAUGGCACAUAAAGCAAAAAUAUUAGAUCACAGAACAUUUAGAUUUAAUGAAUGUGUUUGUACUCCAUAUAAUGCUGAUUUCGACGGCGAUGAAAUGAAUUUACAUGUUCCUCAAACUGAAGAAGCAAGAGCAGAAGCUCUAGUUUUAAUGGGGAAUAAAUCAAAUUUAGUUACACCUCGCAAUGGAGAAUUACUAAUAGCUGCGACACAAGAUUUUAUUACUGGUGGAUAUCUUCUAACUCAAAAGGACAUGUUUCUAAAUAAAACUCAAGCAAGUCAAUUAGCUGGUUGUCUUUUAGCAGGACCUGAUAUUGCUAUGUCUAUAAAUCUACCUGAACCAGCUAUUUUAAAACCAACUACAUUAUGGACAGGAAAACAAAUUUUUAGUUUAAUUUUAAAACCUAAUAAUACUUGUAAUAUUAAAGCUAAUUUAAAAACCAAAGGAAGAGCUUACACUACCAAUGAGGAAUUAUGUAUUAAUGAUUCUUAUGUUAUUAUUCGAAACUCAGAAUUAUUAGCAGGAUCUAUGGAUAAAUCAACGUUAGGUUCGGGAUCAAAACAAAAUAUAUUUUAUAUUUUACUGCGUGAUUGGGGUGAAGAUAUUGCAACAAUAGCUAUGUGGAGAUUAGCAAGAAUGGCAAGUUUCUUCCUUAUGAAUAGAGGUUUUUCAAUUGGUAUUGGUGAUGUUACACCUGGUCAAGGACUUCUUAAAGCUAAACAAGAACUUUUAAAUGCAGGAUAUUCUAAGUGUACAGAAUACAUUCAAGACAUGGAAGAAGGACGUCUUAUAUGUCAACCUGGUUGUACAGAAGAAGAAACAUUAGAAGCAAUGAUAUUAAAGGAACUUUCAGUAAUUCGUGAUCAUGCUGGUAAAGCAUGUUUAAAAGAACUUCAUCCAAGUAAUAGUCCAUUAAUUAUGGCAUUAUCUGGCAGUAAAGGAAGCUUUAUUAAUAUUUCUCAAAUGAUUGCAUGUGUGGGACAACAAGCUAUUAGUGGUCAUAGAGUUCCAAAUGGAUUUGAAGAUAGAGCUUUACCACAUUUUGAAAGACAUUCGAAAAUUCCUGCAGCUAAAGGUUUUGUAGAAAAUUCAUUCUAUUCUGGUUUAACACCAACAGAAUUUUUUUUUCAUACAAUGGGUGGAAGAGAAGGUCUUGUAGAUACAGCAGUUAAAACUGCUGAAACUGGUUACAUGCAACGACGACUAGUUAAGAGUUUAGAAGAUUUGUGCCUUCAUUAUGAUAUGACAGUUCGUAAUUCAGUAGGAGAUAUUGUACAAAUAUUGUAUGGUGGAGAUGCUCUAGAUCCUACAUAUAUGGAAGGAAAAGAUUGUCCAGUGGAUUAUAAAAGAAUAUUGGAUCAUGUGAGAGCCAAAUCUCCAUGUAAAAAUGAAGAAUCAUUAGAUGGUCAUAGUGUAAUUAAAGCUACAAAUGAAUUACUAAAUUCUGAAGAAUAUGAAUGUCUCAGUGAAGAAUUUAAACAAGAACUAUCCACAUUCCUUAAAAGUGUAGCACGUAAAAUAGCACGCCUUCGACAUAAUGCUGCAUUAAAUGUACCUGUAAUUUUACAACUUGAACGACUUACAGUUUCUCAGUUAGUUGAAUUUAUUCAUACUUGUAAAGAAAAAUACAUGAGAGCAAAGAUAGAACCAGGUACUGCUGUAGGUGCACUUGCUGCACAAAGUAUUGGAGAACCAGGAACACAAAUGACAUUAAAAACUUUCCAUUUCGCCGGUGUAGCGUCUAUGAAUAUUACUCAAGGUGUUCCGCGUAUUAAAGAAAUUAUUAAUGCAAGUCCCAAAAUUAGUACUCCAAUUAUUACUGCUGCUUUAAUAAAUGAUGCAGAUCCGGAAUAUGCUAGAAGAGUAAAAGGCAGGAUUGAAAAAACUACUUUAGGAGAAGUGACGGAAUAUAUUGAAGAAGUUUAUCUUCCAGAUGAUUGUUUCUUAUUAAUUAAGAUAGAUAUUGAUAGAAUAAAAUUAUUGAAGUUAGAAGUAGAUGUCAAUUCUAUACGUUAUUCAAUUUGUACAUCAAAAUUAAGACUAAAUCCAAAAUUGGUAAAUGUUAGAGGAGAUUCUAUUAUUACUGUGAAUCCAAGCAAAAAUAAAUAUAGUUUAAAUUAUGCUCUUACACAACUUAAAGAAUUGAUUCCAAAUAUUGUUAUAAAGGGUUUACCAUCAGUUUCUAGAGCUGUAAUUCAUAAUGAUGAUUCAUGUGGUAAAAAAAAAUAUAAAUUAUUCGUAGAAGGAGACAAUAUGCGAGAUGUAAUGGCAACUCUUGGAGUUCUUGGCAAAAAAACAACUUCAAACAAUACGAUUGAAGUUUUUAAAACUUUAGGUAUUGAGGCUGCAAGAGCAACUAUAAUGACAGAAAUUAAAUUGGUCAUGGAAAAUCAUGGAAUGAGUAUUGAUCGAAGACAUCCAAUGCUUGUAGCAGAUUUAAUGACUAGCAGGGGAGAAGUAUUAGGUAUUACAAGACAAGGUUUAGCUAAAAUGAAGGAAUCUGUCUUGAAUUUAGCUUCAUUUGAAAAGACAUCUGAUCACUUAUUUGAUGCAGCUUAUUAUGGACAAAAAGAUGUUAUUUGCGGAGUUUCUGAAUCAAUUAUAAUGGGUAUUCCAGUACCUGUAGGAACAGGAAUUUUCAAAUUACUUCACAAAGCUGAUAAAGAUGAACCAAAAAAAAGGGAUUUGAUAUUUGAUGAUCUACAAUUCAAGAAAAUUAUAAAAUCUGCAACAAAAUCAUAAAUAAUUGUUAUUUAUUCUUUACCAAAAUAUUUAAUGUACAUAAAAUGAAGAGAUGUAUAUUAAUGGAA